AUGGAGUGUGCGACUGAGAUAUGUUGUAGAUCUAUCAACUUCAAAAAAAAAUUGACUUCAAAAAAUGAUUCAAAUUGUGAAAUGUUACACAACGUGGUUUACAAUACAUCUGAGAGAUUACUGGAGAAGAAUUCCUCUUAUAAUUAUGUUUAUCUUGUUAACCCACAAAAGGGUUACAAGAAAACCUGUUUAAAGAACACGUCGGAUGAAAAUGAAAGAGGAAAAGACUGUGCUGAUAUCUAUCACAAAGGUUUAAAACAAAGUGGAACUCAUGAAGUUAAUCCUGAUGGAAAGGGAAGUUUCAAAGUGUUUUGUGAUAUGACAACAUCAGGUGGAGGAUGGACUGUAUUUCAACGUCGUCUUGAUGGAAGUGUUGAUUUCUACCGAGGAUGGCAAGAUUACAAACAAGGUUUUGGUAACUUGAGCGGGGAAUUUUGGCUUGGUCUUGACAGAAUACACAUGAUGGCCAAUAUUUCACAAAAUGAACUUCGUAUCGACCUGGAAGAUUUCUCUGGAAACACCAGAUACGCUCAUUAUGAUUCAUUUAAAGUCAGCAGCGAAAGUGAGAAAUACACGUUGAAUGUUGGAGGUUAUAAUGGUACAGUGAAAAACUCGUUGAGAAGACAUGACGGAAUGGCUUUCACCACUAAUGACUCUGACAAUGAUAUUUGGGAUGGUGGUAACUGUGCGGUGAUAUUCAAAGGAGCCUGGUGGUAUUAUGAUGGUCAUAAAUCCAAUUUAAAUGGUUUGUAUCAUAAUGGCACAUACAAAGCAUCGUACGCUGAUGGAGUCAUCUGGGACGGUUGGAAAGGAUAUCGUUAUUCUCUGAAAUCAACAUCGAUGAAGAUACGACCACGUGAAUUUGGAAAGAAGAAAUAG
Dendronephthya gigantea is the source of this 879-nucleotide messenger RNA. Its product is annotated as microfibril-associated glycoprotein 4-like. The coding region runs from base 1 to 879 and encodes 292 amino acids. Lineage: Eukaryota; Metazoa; Cnidaria; Anthozoa; Malacalcyonacea; Nephtheidae. The record is from RefSeq and is a predicted model, not a curated record. The transcript has 4 exons.